Periconia digitata is the source of this 1230-nucleotide messenger RNA. NCBI's taxonomy places the organism in Eukaryota, Fungi, Ascomycota, Dothideomycetes, Pleosporales, Periconiaceae. The record is from the annotation of a GenBank genome assembly.
CACUCUCAGGCCCCCGUCAUUCCCACCAUGGCGUCUUUCAGUAACCUCCCCGAUCAUACAUCCACCAAUCUCAUCAUCUGUCACCCCACCAGCGACGAGAAACUCCAUCAGUGGAAGCUCAAUAGCGCUGAAUGGCGAGGUGCUCUCCCUCACGAGGCGUACCUCCGUCGAGAGGAGAUGCUUUCCAAUCAAGCCCUCACCCGCGAUGACGGUAUCACGUACUGGAUUCUGGUCGACGAAACAGCAACACACCAUGCCCUAGAGCCAACGUCCAAGUCACGAUUGCCGCUUGCCAGCUGCGAGUCGUAUCGUAAGAAAGCAUUCGUGUGGAAGGAUGGGGAGGUCCGAGAGACCAUCUGCCAUGGCAUUGGAAGUGUGUACUGUGCUCCGCAGCUAAGAGGAAGACGUUAUGCGCAGCGAAUGAUGCAGGGGGUUGGAGAAGCCCUUAGAACGCACCAGACCGAUGACACGGAAUGUUUCUUCUCAAUUUUGUAUUCGGAUAUUGGAAAGGCUUUCUAUGCAAAGUGCGGCUGGGAGCCCUUCACAUCGUCACACCUAUCCAUCCCUGCGCGGGUUUCGGGGCUCGUGGACAGGCACGAUGUGCCAAUUGCUCGCCCACUGCACGCGAAAGAUGUUGCAGAACUCUGUGCUAUUGACCAGGCAAUGCUCCGAGAGACGCUGGAGGCGCGACCCCAGGCCAGUAAUAUAGCAGUCGCGCUAGUCCCUGAUGUUGAGACAAUGCAAUGGCACCAUUCGCGCGAGGAGUUCGUUGCCGGCGAACUGUAUGGAAGGGAGCCCGACGUCAAAGGUGCGAUUGUAGGCAACAAGAAAGGCGAGCGGGCAUGGAUGUAUUGGACACGGGUGUGGACCAACACCAAUCCCCACGAGCGCCAAGGCAAUACACUGCAUAUCCUUCGACUGGUGUUUGAGAAUCAUGUUCAAGCGGGCAAGGAAAAUGUGGACGCAGGAAGCAGGCACCUCGAUGAGAACAUGGUCGUGGCGUUGAUGCUUGCGGCACAAGAGGAAGCGCAGAGAUGGACCAUGGAGCAAGUGGAGAUGUGGAACCCUUCGGAAGUGGCACUGGCCGCAGCUCAGAAACUGCACUCAACAGCCAAGCUUGUGCAACGGGACAGGGAAAGCAUUGCAAGCCUCAAGUGGUACCCCGAGCACGCAGGGCCUGUCGCCAGUUCCAUCGACUGGGUAUGCAACGAGAGAUAUGCAUGGUGUUGA